This is a messenger RNA of Mytilus californianus (California mussel), 4722 nucleotides long. RefSeq names its product CD109 antigen-like. The transcript is spliced from 37 exons. Gene Ontology annotation, cellular component: extracellular region. The record is from RefSeq and is a predicted model, not a curated record. Lineage: Eukaryota; Metazoa; Mollusca; Bivalvia; Mytilida; Mytilidae. Bases 184 to 4521 code for a protein of 1445 amino acids. Gene Ontology annotation, molecular function: endopeptidase inhibitor activity.
CUUAACCGAUGAAAUAUGUUACCACGUAGGACAUAAUACAUGUUUUAAUUGUCUAUAUAAGAAUAAGUCCGUAAAUAAUGUUUUACUUCUACAGUCAAGCUUAGUUUUAGUGUAAAGUAGAGAUUAUCGCAUUGGAGACUGAUAAAAAGCUUUUAAAGAGGUAACAACACAUUAGUUCAGGUCAUGACGAGACUGAUAAUCGGUGUACUGUUAUGUGUCCUUGGUCCUGCCUGGGCGAAAAAUACAUAUAUUGUGACAGUCCCACGUCAAAUACGAGCUGGUGCAAAGGCUGAUAUCUAUAUAGCACCUAUUAAUCCAAUUGAACGAGGGGCCAAUGUAGUGGUUACACUUUUGGACAAAGACAACACCACAUUAGCAACUAAACGGGAGUCAAUAAAUUCACUGCGACAACCUGCGGUGGUCAAAUUAAACGUACCGAUAACAAUCCCAGAAGGAUAUGAUUACAAGAUGAAAGUCAGAGUUUCGGGAGGACUCUCAUUUGAUAAAACAGUAACAAGAAUACGAGCAACUACAAAGGCGACCUCUAUCUUCAUUCAAACUGAUAAAGCGAUUUAUAAGCCUGGAGAUUUAGUCCAGUUUAGAGUAUUCGGUACUGACCCCAGUUUAAAAGUCCGAAAUGAUCCCUUGGAUAUUUUUAUACAGGAUCCCAAAACUAACAGAGUAAAGCAGUAUCUUAAAGUAAAACCUGUUUUGGGUGUUUUUACUGGAUCAUUUCAACUUUCAACAUUAACAAAUCUAGGAACAUGGACAAUCAAAACAGAACAAAGGACAGAAGAAACUUCAAAAAGCUUUGACGUAGAAAGAGUUGUUUUACCUAAAUUUGAAGUAAAUGUUGUAUUGCCGUCAUUUGAGCUGAAAACCGAUCGAUUCUUCACAGUUACAAUUAAUACAAUGUAUACGUUUGGAAAGCCAGUGGAAGGGGACGCAGAAGUGACAAUUAAACGAAGUUGGUCGACUGAAAAACAGAUUGUGAAGAAAUUUAAGAUAAAAGGAAAGGCAACGGUCCGGGUUUUAAUGAGUGAAGUGGCUCCUACGCUUGGAACUUCCAUAGAGGUCAUAGCUAAAGUAACUGAAUCCAUUACUGGUGUUUCAGCCGAGGACAAAGGCUCUGUUCAAAUUUAUGAUACACCAGAAAAACUCAAUUUCUCUCCUCGGAUGCCUUCUGUAUUCAAACCAAAUAUGGAAUAUGCCAUAAUUUUACGGGCAACACAACAUGAUGACAGUCCUAUAAAGCCACCGUUAGGUAUGGUGAACAUGACAGUGACGUAUUAUGUACCCGUGAUCACAGAAAAACAAAACGUUAGACCUGAAUCAUCUGGUAGUGGUGGUCAAGUCAUGCCUAUUGGACAAAUGCAACAACCUGAAACUAGAGAUGAAGAAAAAGUCUUGUUGUCAAGGCUUAUACGAAUACCUGAAUCAGGAAUAAUUGUUUUAUCAGCAAACUUUCCGAGAGCGGCCAAAAAUGGAAAUAUAAGGGCGUUCUAUCGUGGUGCCAGUGCAAAUAAACGUGUUAAUCGAGCGGAAUCCCCUAGCAGAAACUACAUUCAGGUUUCUGUUAGGAACAAUAAAGCUGCAAAGCCAGGGGAGUAUUUACCACUACUUGUGAAAGUCACAGAAUCAAUUCAAUACUGUAGUUAUAAAGUAUUUUCGAAAGGAUCCCUUGUAACACAGGGUAGAUUUACAAUGACACAAGAAAAACAGCGAAACCAAAGACUGAUGAUAACAUAUGGAAUGGUUCCUCAAGCCAAGUUAUUGGUAUAUUAUGCCAGACGACAAGAUGGUGAAAUUGUGGCUGAUGCUAUCAGCAUACCUAUUGAAGACAUAUUUGACAAUGCAGUGUCUUUGAAAUUUAACAAGAAAACAGCAACACCAGGAGAAGAAGUAAGCCUGCAAGUGACGGCUGAUCAAAAGUCCCUAGUGAAUGUUCUGGCUGUUGAUAAGAGCGUUCUUUUACUGAAAUCAGGAAACGACAUCACAACACAAGAUGUUUUUAAUGAGCUCCAAAGAUAUAACAACUUUGGUAAUUUGCCACGAUUUGGUGGAUGGGACUCCUGGAUACCUACUCCUGUAAACGACAGGGAUGCAUUUUCCGUUUUCCAGGGAGCUGGUGUUUAUGUUUUGACUGAUGCAGUAUUGUUUCAAUAUACACAUCCGAGCUUUUCUCGUGAUAAUAUGAUGAUGUCGGCUAUGUCUGGUGGCUUUAGUGGUAAUGGUGCUUUGGCUGGGGGCGGAGGUGGGCUGAUGUCGCCCACACGAACAAGAAAAAAUUUUCCCGAGACAUGGCUUUGGGUUGACAGAACAACAGGCUCUGAUGGAACAGCUACUAUCAAGACGACAGCACCUGAUACAAUUACAGAAUGGGUGGCGUCAGCGUUUGCUGUAAAUCCUGUUUCGGGUCUUGGUGUGGCAGCACAAACGGCAAACUUGACGACAUAUCAGAAAUUUUUCCUGCGAUUUGAACUUCCGUUUUCUGCAAUUAGAGGUGAAAUUAUAAUAGUUCAAGCCACUGUCUUUAAUUACUUAGACCAGGAUCAACAGGUAUCUGUGAAGCUGUCAAACAAUGCUGACUUCAGUUUUGUAGAUGGAAAUGGAAACAGUUUUAAUCCAGGUGGUGAUGGUUGGACAAAGUCUGUGCUAGUAAAGAAAGACAGUGUUAAUUCUGUGUAUUUCCCUAUUAAACCAACUGCACUUGGUAAAAUAUUACUGAAGGGAACAGCUAGAUCUACUCAGGGUGCAGAUGCUGUUGAACGGGAAUUUCUCAUAGAGGCAGAAGGUAUAAAACAAAGCUAUAACGUACCAUUACUUAUUGACCUUCGACAACAAAGAAGUUUUUCAGACAAUAUACUAUUGUCUUUCCCUCCAAAUCUUGUAAAAGAUUCAGAGUUUAUUAAGAUACAAGUUAUCGGAGAUUUACUGGGGGCAACAUUGGCAGGAUUGGGAGACCUGCUUAAGAUUUCAUCAGGAAGUGGAGAACAAAAUAUGGUUGGUUUUACCCCAAAUGUUUACGUUAGUGCUUAUCUGAAAGCAACUAACCGACUAACAGAAGAAAUUAAGAAGAAGACAGCUAAAUUUCUAGAGGGAGGUUAUCAAAGGGAACUCUCAUUUGCACAUAACGAUGGUUCAUUCAGUGCGUUUGGAAAUAACGAUAAAAGUGGAAGUACCUGGUUAACCGCAUUUGUAGUUAAAUCCUUUUCUCAAGCUGCAGACUUGACAUUCAUCGACAUAAAUGUAAUGACAAAAGCUAUCCAAUGGCUUAUUAGACAGCAGGAGCCAUCAGGGGCAUUCAAUGAACCGGGGAUUGUAAUUCAUAAGGAAAUGCAGGGAGGUUCUGUUUCGAGUAAAAGAAGCCUUACAGCAUUUGUACUGAUCGCACUCCACGAAGCAAGAGCUAAUGAUCAAGUAUCUCCAAAGAUUAAGCAACAAGUUACUGCUGCUAUCCAGAAAGCAACAGAUUACACUGCAAAGGGAGCACCUGUGUCAAUGGAUAACUUGUACGAACUUACGAUAUCAUUUUACGCCUUAUCAUUGGUUAAGCAUUCUUCAACUGAUGCCAUUCUUAGAGAACUUGAGAAGAAAGCAAACAACACUGGUGGUGAAAAAUAUUGGGCAUUACCAGACACUCAAUCAGAUAAAAUACAACCUUGGAAAUCAUGGAGGUCACCACGCAAUGACGUUAGAGCAUUAGAUGUAGAAAUGACGUCAUACGUACUGUUAGGUUACAAUUUGAGGGAUGAUACAACUAAUGGCAUUCGUGUGUUAAAAUGGUUAGCUAGACAAAGAAAUCCAAGUGGUGGAUUUAUUUCUACACAGGAUACAGUGAUAGCCGUCCAGGCAUUGUCAGGACUUGGAGGAAAGCUUUACGCCCCUAAUUUUCAAAUGACUGUAAAUACUAAAGGUGUGACCUGGCCUGUAGGUGAAACAUUCAAGGUGAACAACCAAAAUGCUUUGGUUCUACAGAAUAAAGAUAUUCCCAACACUGUGAAAAGUGUAUCAGUAACUGCUAGUGGUAGCGGAUGGUGUAUGGUGGAGGCUGCAGUUGUGUUCAAUGUGAAUGAACAAUUAAGAGAGCCUGCAUUCGCCUUGACACCAACGAUACUAAAUGAUUCAACAAAAGGCUUUAAACUCAAAGUUUGUUUCAGGUGGUUGAAGGUAGGACAGAGUACUAUGGGAAUACUUGAAAUAACUUUACCGUCUGGGAUGGAAGCUGACUUAGAGACAAUCGAUACUACCAAUACUGGAGGACAGUACAAAAAAGUGGAAAAGGGUUUCCGUUCAAUCAACUUAUACUUUGACACGAUUUUGUCCACACAAAUGUGUAUUGCAGUAGAUAUAAGGAGAGUUGCCUUAGUUGCUCGACACAGACCUGUACCUAUCAAACUGAGAGAGCAUAAUGAACCAAGUAAUGAGGUCAUAAAGACUUAUCAAUCAAAAGCCUUGUCUACCGCCACCAUCAUAGAAGUAUGUGGUCCUGACAAUUGUGUAGAAGUCAAGAAGCGAUGAUGACAAGAAUUGCUUUCAAGAGGAACCCCUAACUUUCAUGGUUUUUUUAUACUUUAUAUAAAUACUGUAUUUUAUUUGAAGAAGGCCGAUAAAAGGUGAAUUUGUCGUUUCUUUUGUAUGUAUUUUAGUGUUUUAAGAAUGAACCUGAAAAUAUUUCUAUGUAUUAACAUUUGUGUCUUAAAAUCUUUAUUUCAAUAAACA